UCUCAUUGUUCACAAAGAUUAUUGAUGUAAUUCAUUAUAUACGUUAAUAAAGAAAUUUCAUUUGUUGACCUUUAGGUAUUUCCGAAUAUAUCGCGAUGGGCUGCGUGGCUGUUGAUAAUGCCGGUGAUGCAUGUUACCUGGCUGGCACCUGUGUACCUGCCUCUCAAUAGCAGAGUGACCAUCGCCCAACUCUCGCGAGACGGAACAAAAGCCUACUUUUGGGAAGUGUACCAGGUGUCUCCCGACGUUGCCCAGAGACGUCUACCAAGCGGCAGUUGGUUUAUGAUGGCAUCCAAAGAUAAACUAAACCGAACAAGCAACGAUAAUAAGAAUGACAUUCCAAACGACAAACACAUAUUGGAACCAGAUACUGCACUCCAAAAAGUUCGUCAGUCGUCAACGAAGAUGACUGAGAAAACUGCCACGUUCGGGAGAAUAAUUGCCGUAGAAGGUGACCUAUUGAUGCGAAGAACAGACCUUACUGGUCUCCACCUCACGUGCACUACUGUUGUGGCACCACCACUGACUGAGCUCAGUACAACGAAAAGCCGAAAAUCUAAGCCCGGGGGAAUAUAUGGCAGUGCGUUCCUGUUCAUGAAAGAAAUUACUAAUUUCACGUAA
Portunus trituberculatus (swimming crab) is the source of this 621-nucleotide messenger RNA. RefSeq lists its product as uncharacterized. The coding region runs from base 118 to 621 and encodes 167 amino acids. NCBI's taxonomy places the organism in Eukaryota, Metazoa, Arthropoda, Malacostraca, Decapoda, Portunidae. The record is from RefSeq and is a predicted model, not a curated record. The transcript has 3 exons.